AUGCCGGCCGCACUCGGGGCGUCGCGCGCAGGGGGAGGCGUCAAAUCAUAUUAUCAAGCUAAAAUCGAAGCGGCAGAACAUCUAAUCAACGUUAAAACUCAGAAUCUACGCCGGUUGGAAGCACAGCGCAACAAACUGAAUGCGCGAGUGCGGCUUCUUCGAGAGGAGCUCCAGCUUCUCUCAGAACCUGGUUCUUAUGUUGGCGAGGUAGUGAAGGUUAUGGGCAAAGACAAAGUUCUCGUAAAGGUUCAGCCAGAAGGGAAAUAUAUCGUCGACUUGGAUGCAGAGAUUGACAUUGGAGCUAUCACCCCCACCCUUCGGGUUGCCUUGCGCUCAGACUCUUACCAGAUUCACAAAAUCCUGCCGAACAAAGUGGAUCCACUUGUUUCGUUAAUGAUGGUUGAAAAGGUCCCGGAUAGCACGUAUGAUAUGGUGGGGGGAUUGGACAAGCAGAUCAAGGAAAUCAAGGAAGUCAUCGAGUUACCGGUGAAACACCCUGAGCUUUUCGAAUCUCUGGGUAUCGCACAACCCAAGGGCGUACUGCUGUAUGGUCCACCUGGAACGGGCAAAACGUUGUUGGCUCGCGCUGUUGCGCACCAUACUGACUGUCGAUUUAUUCGGGUUUCUGGAAGCGAACUUGUCCAGAAGUACAUUGGAGAAGGCUCUCGAAUGGUUCGAGAGUUAUUUGUCAUGGCUCGUGAACACGCUCCAAGUAUCAUCUUCAUGGAUGAGAUUGACUCCAUUGGUAGUUCUCGAGGUGAGGGCGGGAGUGGCAGUGGGGAUUCCGAAGUCCAGCGAACUAUGCUCGAGCUUUUAAAUCAAUUGGACGGGUUUGAGCCAACCAAGAACAUUAAGGUGAUCAUGGCAACAAAUCGAAUAGAUAUACUGGAUUCAGCAUUACUCCGACCCGGACGUAUAGACAGGAAGAUUGAGUUCCCACCUCCAGGUCCCGAGGCAAGAGUUUCAAUUUUACGAAUUCACUCCCGAAAGAUGUCCUUGCAGCGGGGGAUUAAUCUGCGUGCAUUGGCAGAGAAAAUGGGUCAAUGCUCUGGGGCUGAGGUUCGGGGUAUUUGUACGGAAGCUGGAAUGUAUGCGCUACGUGAGCGUCGCCAGCAUGUGACUCAGGAGGACUUCGAGUUUGCGGUCGCAAAGGUUUUGAAGAAAAAUCAAGAAGGUAACACGUCGGUUAGCAAACUCUUCUCCUAA
Molecule: messenger RNA, 1206 nt
Organism: Rhizoctonia solani
Lineage: Eukaryota; Fungi; Basidiomycota; Agaricomycetes; Cantharellales; Ceratobasidiaceae
Product: AAA family ATPase
Exons: 7
Coding region: 1-1206 (401 amino acids)
Biological process (GO): proteasome-mediated ubiquitin-dependent protein catabolic process
Cellular component (GO): proteasome regulatory particle, base subcomplex
Molecular function (GO): ATP hydrolysis activity; ATP binding; proteasome-activating activity
Source: RefSeq, a predicted model, not a curated record